Coregonus sp. 'balchen' is the source of this 7090-nucleotide messenger RNA. Lineage: Eukaryota; Metazoa; Chordata; Actinopteri; Salmoniformes; Salmonidae. The record is from the annotation of a GenBank genome assembly.
AUGCAGAACAGUCCAAACACUGUGUGGACAUGGAGUGUGGAGCUGGGGUGUGAGCGUGAGCGUAGUGAGAUGCUGUUUGUGUAAAUGUGGUCUUUGUGUGCCAGCAGUUCCUGUUUGAUGGUAAAUACCUGCUCUGUGUAGGCCACUGGUCUCCCAGCCCAAACCAAACACUGUGGUGGACGCCGGGUCUGGGGCUGGGCUGUGGGCUCUGGGUGGAUGGGUGGAUUCAGUCCACUGGGUAGCUGCCAGACACCCGUGAUGGACUGGGAUUCCUCAAUGAAAUGUGGCUGGAGUGUUUAUAUGGUCACUUCUUCUCAGAGAGAGAGAGAGAGAGAGAGAGAGAGAGAGAGAGAGACUAUACAUUAGUCUGGUAUGGUAGUUUCAUACUUUCCAUGCAUAACGGGAGGUUCCAGUGUGAAGUUCCUGGAAAGAAAAGGGAAGAAAUAUGGGAAUGUGACUGACUGAGUAGCUUACUGUAACUACAUUUAUGACCUUCCUCACUUGAGACCGCACUUUACACCUAGCUUAAUUGGGGUAUGUCUCAAGAAAACAAACACUUUAGCUGGGUGACAGCAGUACAGUACAAAUGUUUGGGAACCACUGCUCUAGAGUCAUUGACGGACAUGACUUUCCUCUGAAACCCAAUAAGCUGACCCUGGUUUCUCCUCUGUUCUGUUCCAGGUUACCUGCAGGAGGCCUACCUGUGGACCAAGCAGGUCCUGGCCAUCAUGGAGAAGUCAAUGGUGCUGCUGCAGGACGUGACGGACGGCUCGCUGUAUGAGGGCGUGGCCUACGGGACAUACACCACCCGCUCCCUUUUCCAGUACAUGUUCCUGGUGCAGAGACACUUCUCCAUCAGCCACUUCGGCCACCCCUGGCUCCACAAACACUUUGCCUUCAUGUACAGGACCAUCCUGCCAGGUAAUACAGCUGUUAUAGAUGUUGUGUGUGUGCCAUUCAAUUCAAUAUAACUUAAUUUCUCCUCUUAAUGGUGUGUUACCUAAAUGUUUCCCUUUGAAGAAGUUGCUUGGUUCGAUCGACUGUGCAUUUAGUCUAGAUGUCACGUGAUAGAUUCAAAGGUGAUAUAGAUACUGUAUAGGUAGCAAGACAGGCUAUUUUGAAAGGAAAUACAGUGGAAGUUAUCAAUGUGUAAAUAAGUGUUCAUAAAUGCCUUAGCGAACCUCUGAGGCACUUCUUGGCAACAUUAAUUACCCAAGUUAUAAGUAGAUUAGGCAUGAAAACCCCCUGGGUGCAUUACCCCCAUGUUAGAGAGUAUGACUACUUGUUUGUCCUGAUAUGGAUUAUGCAUGCGUUACCUUCCUGGGGGCCUGUCGGAGCUGUGCUGAUCCAGCCCCCCAUCUCCCCUCUUCCCUCUUCCCUUGUCUCCUCUGCUCUCCUGUCCUGGCUGAUGGUCAGGGGGAGGGCAGUGCUGGAGGAGGGGCCCUCAGGUCUGGACAUUUUAGAGCCCCCUGCCAACACUCUCUGUAUUGUGACUGGGGCUGGGUGCCACUGCUGCAUUCAGAGAGCAGCUCUUAAUUGCAGCAGCCAGGAGAAAGCUGGACUCACUACCCACAAUGCCAGCUUUCUCUCUCCCAGAUAAUCCUGCCUAACUGCCUUCUGACUGACUGCACUGCACUUACUGACCCUGCACAGUCAGGUCCAUAAUUAUUGGCACCCUUGAUAAAGAUGAGUAAAAAAGACUGUAUAAAGUAAAUAAUACAAAUACUGAGCUAUGUUGUAUGCCAAAGAGCUCUAUUUUCAUGUCAUCUGACCAUAGCGCCGGUUCCAAUCCAAGUGCCAAUGCCGUUUAUCAAACUCCAGGCGUUGCUAUGGUCAGAUUACAUGAAAAUAGAGCUCUUUGGCCACGCACACCAGUGGUGGGUUUGGCAUCGGAAAACGGAAGCAUAUGCAGAAAAGUACCUCAUACCAACAGUAAAAAUAUCUUUGAUGUUAUGGGGCUAUUUUGCUUCCACUGGAACUGUGGCCCUUGUUAAGGUCAACGGCAUUAUGAACUUUACCAAGUACCAGGAAAUCUUAGCCAAAAACAUGGUUGCCUCUGCCAGGAGGCUAACACUUGGCCUCAAGUGGAUCUUCCAGCAAGUAAAUAGCCCCAAGCACACGUCAAAAUCCACAAAGAAAUGGUUAAUUGACCACAAAAUCAACAUUUUGCAAUGGCCAUCUCGGUCUCCUCACUUGAACCCCAUUGAAAACCUGUUGUUUGAAUUGAAAGGGAAAAGGAAAGGGGGAUACCUAGUCAGUUGUACAACUGAAUGCAUUCAACUGAAAUGUGUGUGAAGAGGGCAGUCCAUAAGCGUAGAUGAAGGAUAUCAAGGAUCUGGAAAGAUUCUGUAUGGAGGAAUGGUCUGAGAUCCCUCCCAAUGUGUUCUCCAAUCUCAUAAAAAAAUUGUUUUCUUCCAAUCUCAUAAAAAAAAGCUCAGUGUCGUUAUCUUCGCAAGGGUAGGGUGUUGGAGUAUUGAAAACAGGGGUGCCAAUAAUUUAGAUCCCUAUCCUUUUUAGAAUUUGUUUUAUUACUUGUUAAACAAAAUCUCUUUCUCUGAGCAAUUGUAUUAGUAUAAAAUAUACUUUCCCCAUUUUAUUGGCAUACAAUAUAGCUCAGUAUUUGUAUUAUUUAUUUUAUACAGUCUUUUUUGCUCAUCUUUCUCAAGGGAUCCAAUAAAUCCGGACCCCACUGUAUGUCUGUGUGUUCAAAUGAUGGGGGUUGUUGUUGUUCCGAUAGGUUAGACUGUAAACAGGAGCCAUGUUUUAAAUGUAUCUUGUGUUGGACUUACAAAGCUAGACCUUGAAAAAAUGAAAUCACCUCAGUGUUCCUGCAUACAGACCCCACAUCAUUUGCAUUGGGCAUUUGUUUGUCCAAGGUCUAGUUUUGCAUCACAGCAGGAAUGUUGUAAACAGACAGUUUUUACGAAGUGGAAACACAUAUUGUCAUUCCGCUUGUGCAUUGAUUUUGGUUAUUGCUGUUAUUGUUUUUGGCUUACAUGUGAUUUACUGUGGUUAAAUAUUUACUACCGGUUGCUAGGUUUUAAGAUCCCUUUUGGCACCAAACUGCCAUUAUUUUCCUUAGAUCAUGAGAGUGAGACAAAUUAAUGUGAACCGUGUGUGUUGGGGAAAUGGCUUCAGCAAUAAAGCUAGGGAGCUGCGAUCUCAACAGGGCCUGUAGAUUGGCUCAUUUCUUUAUGUUAAGGACAUGGCAUGCAUGCAUGUAAAAGCUUUUGUUACCUAUUCUGUAAAAAAAGGAAAGAAAUUAAUAAUUACUUUGUAGCCUAUGUAUUACUAUGCAUUCCAUCAAAUAGAAAGCUAUGUUGUUUGUACAUCUGAACUGAGGAGACUAAAUUACUUGGCGUUACCUUAGAUUGUAAACUAUCAUGGUCAAAACAUAUAGAUUCAAUGGUUGUAAAGAUGGGGAGAGGACUGUCCGUAAUAAAGAGAUGGCACCACACUCCAAAAAGCAAGUUCCGCAGGCUCUAGUUUUGUCUAAUCUUGAUUAUUGUCCAGACAUGUGGUCCAGUGCUGCAAGGAAAUACCUAGUUAAGCUGCAGCUGACCCAAAACAGAGCGGCACAUCUUGCUCUUCAUUGUAAUCAGAGGGCUGAUAUAAAAACUUUGCAUGCCAGUCUCUCUUGGCUAAGAGUUGAGGAGAGACUGACUGCAUCACUUCUUCUUUUUAUAAGAAACAUUCAUGUGUUGAAAAUCCCAAAUUGUUUGCAUAGUCAACUUACACACAGCUCUGACACACACUUACCCCACCAGACAUGCCACCAGGGGUCUUUUCACAGUCCCCAAAUCCAGAACAAAUUCAAGAAAGCGUACAGUAUCAUAUAGAGCCAUUAUUGCAUGGAACUCCGUUCCAUCUCAUAUUGCUCAAAUAAACAGCAAACCUGAUUUCAAUAAACAGAUAAAGCAACACCUCAUGGCACAACGCCUCUCCCCUAUUUGACCUAGAUAGUUUGUGUGUAUGUAUUGAUAUGUAGGCUACGUGAGCCUUUAAAAAAAUGUUAUGUAGUUCUGUCCUUGAACUGUUCUUGUCUAUUAAUGUUCUAUAUUAUGUCAUGUUUCAUGUUUUGUGUGGACCCCAGGAAGAGUAGCUGCUGCUUUUGCAACAGCUAAUGGGGAUCUUAAUAAAAGACCAAAUACCAAAUACCAAACUGGACCUUGGACAGUAUGUAGCUGUCACUUCAUAUUUGUCAGAGUUUUAUGAUAAUAACAUUCAAUAUUCCUCUAACAAACCAGUAUGAAAGGCCACUAUUGAAUUUGCCUUCUCCUAUAUUUUAACUGUAAAAUAAUCCAUAUGGAUCUUUUGCCCUUGCCUGUUCCAUCUCACCAGGGUUCCAGAGGACUGUAGCCAUAGCAGAUUCCAACUACAACUGGUUCUACGGGCCCGAGAGCCAGCUGGUGUUCCUGGAUCGCUAUGUGAUGAGGAACGGCAGUGGGAACUGGCUGGCUGAGCUGAUCCAUCAGAACCGGGUGUUGGAGGGGCCGGGACAGGCCGGGAAGGGACAAAGAUGGUGCACACUGCACACAGAGUUCCUCUGGUGAGAAUCUCUCUCUCUCUCUCUCUCUCUCUCUCUCUCUCUCUCUCUCUCUCUCUCUCUCUCUCUCUCUCUCUCUCGCUCUCUCUCUCUCUCUCUCUCUCUCUCUUUGUCUCUUUGUCUCUCGCUCUUUCUCUCUCUAUUGAUUUAAGUGUACUGUUAUACACUGAGUGUACAAACAUUAGGAACACAUGCUCUUUCCAUGAUAUAAACUGACCAGGUGAAUCCAGGUGAAAGCUAUGAUCCCUUAUUGAUGUCACUUGUUAAAUCCACUUCAAGUCAGUGCAGAUGAAGGAGAAGAAACAUGUCAAACAAGGAUUUUUAAGCCUUGAGACAAUUGAGAUAUGGAUUGUGUAUGUGUGCCAUUCAGAGGGUGAAUGGGCAAGACAAAAUAUUUAAAUACCUUUGAACUGGGUAUGGUAGUAGGUGCCAGGUGCACUGGUUUGAGUGUGUCAAGAACUGCAACGCUGCUGGGUUUUUCAGCCUCAACAGUUUCCUGUGUGUAUCAAGAAUGGUCCACCACCCAAAGGACAUCCAGCCAACUUGACACAACUGUGGGAAGCAUUGGAGUCAACAUGGGCCAGCAUCCCUGUGGGACGCUUUCGAUACCUUUUAUAGUCCAUGCCCCAACGAAUUGAGGCUGAGGUCAAAAGGGGGUGCAACUCAAUAUUAGGAAGGUGUUCCUAAUGUUUUGUACAUAUAUGCUGUAUUGUAUGGAUUUACAUGUUAUUAUCAUACUGAUUUACUCAAUUAUUACUCAAUUCAUUUGUUGUUGUUUUAUUUCCAUUCUGCAGGUAUGAUCCCAGCCUGACUCCCAGGGCUCCUGCAGAUUUUGGUACAUCCCAACUCCACUACUUUGAGGACUGGGGGGUCGUCACGUAUGGAAGUGCUCUACCCGCAGACACCAACCACACCUUCCUCUCCUUUAAGUCGGGGAAGCUGGGUGGACGGGCCAUAUUUGACAUCGUUCACAGGAACAAGUACAAAGACUGGAUCAAAGGGUGGCGGAACUUUAACGCUGGCCACGAGCACCCUGACCAGAACAGCUUUACGUUCGCCCCUAACGGUGUUCCUUUUAUCACAGAGGCUCUGUACGGGCCCAAGUACACCUUCCUCAACAACGCAGUGCUGUUCUCCCCGGCUACCUCAGGAAGCUGCUUCAAGCCAUGGGACGGCCAGGUCACAGAGGCCUGCGACUCCAAGUGGCUGAAGUACAAGGUGGGGCUGCCGGCAGACGCCCAGGGCAGGGUGGAGGCGGCUCUGGAAAGGCAGGGCAUGGUGUUCAUCCGUGGGGAGGGCCAGUCGGCCUACAACCCUGACCUGAAGAUCAGGAGCUUCCAGAGGAACCUGCUGCUCCUGCACCCUCAGCUGCUGGUCCUAGUGGAUCAUAUCCAUCUGGAGACAGACAGCCCAACCAGGGCCAUGAGCGCCUUCUUCCACAACACAGACCUGCCCUUUAAGGACGCCAAAAUAGACGGUGUGCACGGAGCCUUUGUCAGACAUGGGGAAGACCCAUAUAAAAUGUUUUGGAUGGAUGACACAGGCUUAAGUGAGAAAGGGGUCUUGGGGUACUGGAACUAUCCCCGUGGGUACCCCUAUAACGGCUCUAACUAUGUGAAUGUGACAAUGCCACUGAGGUUUCCCCAUACCAGGGUGGCCUACAUCUUCUUUGGGCCAGGGGUGGACGUGCAGAGCUUUAGUCUGCGUGGCGAUGCUAAUAGGGUGAACAUUUACUUGGCCACCAACGAGCACACCUACACCAUCUACCUGCUGACUGGGGAGGUGACCACCAAGCCUCUGUUCGCCAUGGUGCUGGUGGACCAGAAGAAAAUAGUAUUUGAGAAAGCAGCAGGAGUGAAGAACAGCACACCGGAGGAGGUAGAGGAGUAUGUCAAUGUAGUAGAGGACAACCUCCAGCACGCAAAGCCUGUUUUCCAGCAGCUGGAGAGACACAUCCUGGGCCGGGUGCUCAACACGGCCAGCUUCCGCAAGACGGCCGAGCGUCUCCUCCAGUUCUCUGACAAGAAGAAGACGGAGGAGGCCAUUGAGAAAAUGUUUGCUCUGAAUAAGAAACAGGGCAAGGGCAAGGGGGCCAAUAAAGCCUUGGGGAACCUUGGGGACAAGCUCUCAGAGAGCCUGCCGGACAUCUUUGGACAGAUCGAGGUAAGGGAGAAGAAGGAGAGAUCAAAGAGCACAAAGAGGAUUAUUGAGGAGAGCCCCGAGGAAGAUGGAGACUCCAGGGCCUUUAUGGAUUAUGGAGACUCCAAAAAAGGCAGGAAAGGCGGCUUUGUGAAGGGUCGCCAGUUCAAGGAGGUCCACAUGUUGGCAACAGCCAACAGUGACAGUCUGUCGAACUCAUCCUCUUAUAUUAGAGUAUUCCUCAUAUUAAACAUAGCCACCUUCUUCUUGCUACUGGCUGUGUUAUUGACACGCUUCCAGAGAGGCAGAAGUCUGCACACCAAGAGGUGUUUCUAUGGCAUUCUCCUCAUCGACAGCUUCAUCUUACUCUGCCUCUACUCCUCCUGCUCUCAUGCACAGUGUUGA